AUGAGUCUUACAACAUAUGAUAAUGAUUUUAAUUUAGAAGAACUUAAUGAUAUUAGUGAAUUUAAUAUUGGAUCUCCAGAGUCAACAAAGCCAAAUAUUUCUAAUGAAUUUUUAGAUAUAGGAAGUGAUUGGGAUACUGCGUUUGAAGAAGAAGAAAAAAACAAAGAAGAAGAAAAAGAGAAACCAAAAGAUAUAAAACAAUUAAAAACAUUAAAAAAUGUUGAAAUUGAUUAUCAUGAAGAUAGUAUAAGUUCAGUUUUUAAAAAUAAAAUAGGAAAUUUCUUUGAACUAAGAAAAUCUGUUUUAGUGGAAGGAUUUAAAGAAGAUGAAAAAGAAUUAAGAGCAAAAGUAUGGGCAAUAUUAUUAAAAAGAAAACCAUUAAAUACUGAUGAAUAUAUUCAAUAUUGUAAUUUAUCUCGAUUAAAUCAAACAAUAAUUGAAUUAACUCAAAACAAAAUAGUUCAAAAAAUUAGUAAUGCAAUUGUUAAUUGGUUUGAUAAAAGAAAUCAACAAUGGUAUAAUAUUAAUACAAUUAUACAUUUAAUAAAUGUAUUUUUAUCUGUAACAAAUGAAUUAAAUACAUUUUAUUGUUGUAUUGCAUUUUUAUCAAAACAAUCUAUUCAUUAUUCAAAUAAAAAAGCUUGGAAAUAUGCCUUAAUUAGUAUUUUAUCUAUUGUAGAUAUGGAUCUUUGUCUUCAUAUUGUUCAACAUAUUGAUGUAGUAGAACCUUGGUUACAAAGUUAUUGUUUAACCCUUUAUUCUUUAGAUGAUUCUUUAAAAUUGAUGGAUUAUUUAAUUGCAACUCAUCCUUCUUUUUGUUUAUAUGUUAUUAGUGCUUUAAUAGUUUCUUAUCAUUCAGAACUUCUUCAAUCUACUUCUAUUGAAUCUGAUUUAAAAUCGUUAAAACCAAUUUCAAUUAAUAAAAUUCUUCAUUUUUCUAAUAUGCUUUAUACCCAGUCAUAUGUAUCAGUACGUAAUUACAUUGAUCUUCUUUAA
Molecule: messenger RNA, 996 nt
Organism: Entamoeba nuttalli P19
Lineage: Eukaryota; Evosea; Mastigamoebida; Endamoebidae
Exons: 1
Coding region: 1-996 (331 amino acids)
Source: RefSeq, a predicted model, not a curated record